AUGAGCUCCCCCAUCAGCAAGAGCCGCUCCCUUGUCGCCUUCCUCCAGCAGCUGCGCCACCUGGGGCAGCCACCCAGACCGGUGACGUCUGCGGCGUGCGCACCCCCUCGGCCGCGGGAUGUGCCCCUCUGCCCGCUGAUGGAACAGCGCGAGGCGCAGAACGCGGCAGCCCUGUCGGGCCCCACCAACUGGCCGCUGCUGGGCAGCCUGCUGGAGAUUCUCUGGAAAGGGGGCCUCAAGAAACAGCACGACACGCUGGCGGAGUACCACAGGAAGUAUGGCAAGAUUUUCCGCCUGAAGUUGGGUUCCUUCGACUCGGUGCACCUGGGCUCGCCGUGCCUGCUGGAAGCGCUGUACCGUACGGAGAGCGCGUACCCCCAGCGGCUGGAGAUCAAGCCCUGGAAGGCCUAUCGCGACUACCGCAAGGAGGGCUACGGGCUGCUGAUCCUGGAAGGAGAAGACUGGCAGAGGGUCCGGAGUGCUUUUCAGAAAAAACUAAUGAAACCAGUAGAAAUUAUGAAGCUGGACAACAAAAUCAACGAGGUCUUGGCUGAUUUUAUGGGUAGAAUAGAUGAGCUCUGUGACGAGAGGGGCCAUAUUGAAGACUUAUACAGCGAACUGAACAAAUGGUCAUUUGAAAGCAUCUGCCUUGUGCUCUAUGAGAAGAGAUUUGGACUGCUUCAGAAGAAUGCAGGGGGUGAAGCUUUGAAUUUCAUCAUGGCCAUCAAAACAAUGAUGAGCACGUUUGGGAGGAUGAUGGUAACCCCGGUCGAGCUGCACAAGAGCCUCAAUACCAAGGUGUGGCAGGCUCACACGUUGGCCUGGGACACCAUUUUCAAAUCAGUCAAGUCUUGUAUCGACAACCGCUUAGAGAAACAUUCUGAGCAGCCCAGCACGGAUUUCCUCUGUGAUAUUUAUCACCACCAUCAGCUUUCCAAGAAAGAAUUGUAUGCGGCUGUCACAGAGCUCCAGCUGGCUGCCGUAGAAACGACAGCGAACAGCUUAAUGUGGGUUCUCUACAAUUUAUCCCGUAAUCCCCAUGUGCAACAAAAGCUUCUUAAGGAAAUUCAGAGGGUAUUGCCUGAGAAUCGGAUGCCACGGGCAGAGGAUCUGAGGAAUAUGCCAUAUUUAAAAGCCUGUCUGAAAGAAUCUAUGAGGCUUACCCCAAGUGUGCCAUUUACAACUAGGACUCUUGACAAAGCAAUGGUUCUGGGUGAAUAUGCUUUACCCAAAGGAACAGUGUUGAUGUUAAAUACCCAGGUGUUGGGAUCCAGUGAAGAAAAUUUUAAAGAUUCAAGCCAGUUUAGGCCCGAACGAUGGCUUCAGGAGAAGACAAAGAUUAAUCCUUUUGCGCAUCUUCCAUUUGGCAUUGGGAAAAGAAUGUGCAUCGGUCGCCGACUAGCCGAGCUCCAGCUCCACUUGGCUCUCUGCUGGAUCGUCCGCAAAUAUGACAUCGUGGCCACGGACAAUGAGCCUGUGGAGAUGCUGCACCUGGGCAUCCUGGUGCCCAGCCGGGUGCCCCCCAUCGCUUUCCGACAGCGGUAAGAGCCUCAG
This is a messenger RNA of Odobenus rosmarus divergens (Pacific walrus), 1554 nucleotides long. Its product is annotated as 1,25-dihydroxyvitamin D(3) 24-hydroxylase, mitochondrial-like. NCBI's taxonomy places the organism in Eukaryota, Metazoa, Chordata, Mammalia, Carnivora, Odobenidae. The coding region runs from base 1 to 1545 and encodes 514 amino acids. The transcript is spliced from 11 exons. Gene Ontology annotation, cellular component: mitochondrial inner membrane. The record is from RefSeq and is a predicted model, not a curated record. Gene Ontology annotation, molecular function: oxidoreductase activity, acting on paired donors, with incorporation or reduction of molecular oxygen; monooxygenase activity; iron ion binding. Gene Ontology annotation, biological process: cortisol metabolic process; glucocorticoid biosynthetic process; C21-steroid hormone biosynthetic process.